This is a messenger RNA of Morchella sextelata, 585 nucleotides long. RefSeq lists its product as uncharacterized. The transcript has a single exon. Lineage: Eukaryota; Fungi; Ascomycota; Pezizomycetes; Pezizales; Morchellaceae. The coding region runs from base 1 to 585 and encodes 194 amino acids. The record is from RefSeq and is a predicted model, not a curated record.
AUGUACACCCCCAAGCUCGUCGCCCUCCUCAUGGCCGUCCUCGCCGUGACCGCCUCCGCCGGCAGCGUCAAAGUCUCAUUCGGCGACGACGACGCCACCCCCGCCAAAGCCCCCGCCAAAGUGCCGCGCGACGUCGCCAGCAACGGCCCCACGCUCGCCGCCCGCUGGGCCAUGCCGCUCGCCGAGCCCGGCAAGCGCCCCCCCAGAGCCGCCGCAGGCAGACCCAGGCGCGGCGGCGUCCGUGGUGUCAAGGCCAGGCCAAAGGGCCGAGGCGGGAUGGGCAGGAGGCCUCCUCGUGCCGGUAGGCCGGUCCGUAAGGGCGGCAAGGGCCGCGGUGGCCCGCGUGGUGGCCCCAGGGGCCGCCCGGGCCGUGCGGGGGGGCGCCCGGGUGGGCGCCCUGGACGCGGUGGUCAGAAGGGCAUGGGGGGCCCCAGGGGCGGUAAGGGACGGAUGGGGAUGGGCGGUGCGCCAGGUGGUGGUGCGCCACCACCACCUCCUCCUCCGGCGGCCGAGAUGCCUCCGGCUGAUGUGCCUGCGGCCGCGGAUUCUGAGGCGGCUCCUGCUGAGGAGGUGCCGGCUUACUAG